CCAUUUGGGCCCAGAAGACGGUUGGAUCACGGAUCCGUUCUGUCGGCGCAUCGGUCCUCAAUCCUCCAUCCUCCCCUCCCUCCCCCUCCCACCCUUCUCUGCGUGAUGGCGACGGCGCCCCCAGCGCCACCGCGGAGCAAGGGUGCCGAGUUUGUGCUGGCCGGCGCCUCCGCCUGCGCCGCGAUCACAUUGAUCAACCCGGUGGAUGUUGUCAAGACCCGGUUGCAGCUCCAGGGCGAGCUGGCCGAGCGGGGCGCGGGCCCGGGCGGCGCCGCGUACCGCGGCGUCGCGCAGGCGCUCUGGAGGAUAGGCACGACGGAGGGCCCCCGCGGGCUGCAGCGCGGGCUCUGCGCGGCGUGGCUGCUGCAGUUUAGCAAUGUGGGCUGCCGCUUCGGAUGUUACGACCUCCUCAAGCAGGGAGCCGGGACGCCCAUCGUCAUGCCGGGCGAGUCAAGCAUGCCUUCCUUGCUGGCCCUGGCGGGCUGCUCGGGCGCCGUCGCCGGCCUGGUGUCCAAUCCGUUCUUCCUGCUGAAGACGCGGUUCCAGGCGGCGGGGAGCGAGGAUGUCCGCCACCACCGGCACGAAACCCCGACCAUCCGGGGCGCGUUCGCCGACAUCGGGCGCAAGGACGGCCCGCGCGGCUACUGGCGCGGCACGUCGGCGUUCGUGCCGCGCGUCAUGGCCGCCAGCUCGGUGCAGCUCGCGACAUACGACGAGUGCAAGCUGCUCAUCGCGCGCUUGACGGGCGCUCCCGACGGCGUGCCCACGCACUUCGGCGCCGCGAUGCUGGCGGGCAUCGCCGUGACCCUGGCCAUGCAGCCGUUUGACAUCGUGGCCGUGCGUCUGAUGAACCAGAGGGUCGGGGAGCAGGGCGCUGGGGAGCUGUACUCCGGGCCCGUGGACUGCGCCGCGAAGACGCUGCGCUCGGAGGGCCCCGCGGGCCUCUUCAAGGGCACGCUGGCCAGCUACCUGAGAUUCGGCCCCUACUGCGUCCUCACCUUCGUCUUCCUGGAGGAGGCGAGACGACAGUGGGACCGCCGCCUCGGCACAGCGUGGGGCUGA
Prorocentrum cordatum is the source of this 1062-nucleotide messenger RNA. The record is from the annotation of a GenBank genome assembly. NCBI's taxonomy places the organism in Eukaryota, Dinophyceae, Prorocentrales, Prorocentraceae.